Messenger RNA from Mercenaria mercenaria, 1512 nucleotides. RefSeq lists its product as uncharacterized. The record is from RefSeq and is a predicted model, not a curated record. Lineage: Eukaryota; Metazoa; Mollusca; Bivalvia; Venerida; Veneridae. The transcript has 2 exons. Bases 90 to 1100 code for a protein of 336 amino acids. Gene Ontology annotation, molecular function: dioxygenase activity.
CAAGGUAUCAAAGUACAGAAAAUCAGUCUUUCAAAAUUGUACAAAUAGGUUACAUUAAACUUACUGCAAUCGCUAGAGUAAAACACAAGAUGUCUUCGAACAAAUCCAUUGAUAUGACGGCUUUACCAGUUAUAGACAUUAAGGAAGCGAAAAUAGAUCGUGAAGUUGCGGGGAAAAAGGUUGUUGACAUUCUUGAGAACGUAGGGUUUGCCUAUGUGGACAACGUAGAUGGAAUUGACUACAAGGGAUUGUGGGAUUGUUGCCAAUGGUUUUUCAAUAAACCAAUGGAUUUUAAAAAGAAAAUCAUGAGGAAGCAGUGGAAUCCGGAAAACACAAAUCUUUAUCGGGGUUAUUUCCCUGUUGUGGAAGGAGAACCAAGCAGAAAGGAAGCAUUUGAAUUUGCGAGAGAUGUUCCACCUGAUGAUACGACGGUGUCGCCUACCAACUGGUUUUACGAGAAAUCCACAUGGCCGGGGGAAGAUGGAGCGUUCCCUUUUAAGAAGUUUCUUCAGCAGCAGUACGAAGUAAUGCACGAGACAUGCAUGGAGAUACUUCGACUCUCAGCAAUAGGGCUUGGAAUACCUGAGAAUUCGUUUAUGCACCUGUUUGAGGACAAACCAUGCUCUACAUUUCGAUUGUUGCAUUAUCCGCCGUGGGAAGGCGAACCCCCAAAGAACGCGUUCAUAGAAGAUGGAAAGGUCUUAACCACUCCGGAGCAUGCGGACUCUGACUUUAUGACAUUGCUAACACCUUUUGAUUUUGGUGGUCUGGAGAUAAUGCAAGCAGAUGGCAAGUGGGCGGAGGUGAUAAACCGUCCUGGAAGUCUCGUGAUGAAUAUCGGUGUAACGUUUUCGCGCAUGCUCGGCGGAAAGUUUAAAGCAACACGUCAUCGUGUGAUAGAUAUAGGAAUUGAUAGAUACUCUGUUCCAUUUUUUCUCAGUCCCCAUUUCGAUGGAGAUAUAGGUAUCAACUACUUAUACAAGUACACAGGAGAAGGACCAAAGCAUGUACCUGAGAAAUAUGGUCCUUGGGUACUACAUAGAAUGAAACACGAGCAAAAGUACUUUGAGUAUAAAGUGUUACCAGAGAUAGACGAAUGAUAUUAAACCACCGCUUAAAAAACAAUUUUGUUGAAGAAUAAAUUAAAGAUUUCUUUACUUCCAUCUGUUGUCAGCCUCAGUUUAAAGCAAUCAUUGUAUUAUUCAGUGCGACAAUUUCUUUUCAAGAAGCAAUAGAAAUGAUGAAAUGUUCAAAUAACACAAGAAUUAAUUGACACUGAACUACAUGUGGCGUGGUCACGGCAAGAACCCUUGUCAUUCAAUCCCAGGUUUUCGCUUAGGCAGCCAAAUGCAGACAAACAAUUGUGAAACUGAUAUACAUGUAUAUUGAAUACUAGUAUAUAAAUGUUUAACAAUACUGUAUCUAUAAAUACAUGUACCCGAACCGUAUGUUGUUAGAAAACUACUUUUGCCAUCUGCGAUAUGUUACAAGUAUAGCGUUACUGUAUCGAAA